GGUGUUAUUUCUAACCAAGGAUAAAAGCUGGUGCUUGGUCGAUUGUGAUAAACGAUGACUCGCGCGGCGUGUUUUCCCGCCCGCGGAUUUUCCCGUCGAAAUCCUGGCGAAGCUGCAGCUCGUGAUUCCUGAUUACUAUUUCUCCUCAACGUGUCCGCCGGCUCGCUGCUGAGCUCAGCAUGCGAUGCGCAAUUUUCUUCAUUAUUCCUUUCCGUUAUCAGCUGUGAUUGCUCAUAGAAAGAAAGAGUUUUCAUUCUCUGUAGGACUUGGAUGAUUUUAACGUAGACUUUCGUUACAAACGAAAGGCGGUUAAAAGCGCGUUUCUCGACGAAAAUCAAGCUUGCCAUUAAGGAGAACGAAUUUCGGAUUUUUAUUUUGCAUUCUCGAUUAAUUUGUUUGAACGAAUGCCGCAACUUUGUCGAUCAAAUGUAUCGGAUUGGACGGAGUAGUCACGUCUGAGAGAUCAAGUUGACAUCUCCGGAUUUCAAAGUGCUUCCUCGUGUAGGAUGAUGGAUAGAUAACGACGAUUAAACGAUUAAUGGAGACGAGGGGGAUUGGAUUUAACGAGAGGGUGAAGCUCGAAGAAGCCGACUAGAAGUCGCCGACUCGCACUUCCUCUGCACUUCAACAAUACUUACUCCGUCACUGGCUGCCUCGUCCGCUCCUCGCGUCGUCUACCGCCGAGUUUCAAUGCGAAACCUCGAAGCGAUCGCUCGCAUCCUCCGAAGCAAAGCCAUGAGAAGUCACAUGGCAGAUCACAAGCAAGUCGAGUCCCAGGACUCGAAGACGAGUCAGUCGCGCAAGAAAACCUGCCCUGAACACGGCGACGAGGGCUGUUCGAGCGAGAACGAGCGCGAGUUCGAGUCGCUCGAGUACGAAGAGGACGUGUAUUACUCCAAGCUGACGAGCACGCCGAGCUUCGACGACAUGGACGUAGUCGACGACGACGAGGAUGAGCUGGUGGUGCACUGCUGGCGCGACUCCAACGGCGAGAUCGACGAGAUCGUCGUGGACGACGGCAACCUGACCGUGGAGACGGAGUUCUUGCCGGAAGGCUCGGGCUCGCGCGACGCUGGCAGCCGCAGGAAACGGCGAUCGGUGCGCGUGAUCUUCCAGGACCUGUCCAAGCCAUACCUCGCCAAGAUCAGCAACAGUCAGAACUACAAGAGGUUCCUCGAGCUGGUAAAAGGAGAGGACGCCUCGCUUCACUCGGCCGGCUCCUUGUCACCGACGUCGGAUAACGUGGCGAACGAGCUGGAGGGUCUGUCCUUGGAGGAACAAGAACGCCAGAAGGCCGAAUGGAGCGUGGAGCUCGCGAAGGUGGAGGAGGAGAUACAGACUCUGAGACACGUUCUCGCCAGCAAGGUCAGGGUCGCGCAGGAGCUGAAGAGGAAGCUGGGCAUCAGCGUGUGGAAGGAGCUCACCGACGACGUCAAUCAGGGUCUCAAGAAUGUCAAGGAGAGUCAGGUUUAUCAGAACGUCGGCGAGAAACUCGGUCAGUUUACCAAGGCGGUUUCCGAAAACACUUUAUUCCAAAAGACAGAAUCCGUCUUCAAGAGCACGGCUGAGAAGACGACGAGUAUCCUGGGCGGCUUUGGUAGUGGAAUUUCUAUGAAAUUGGGCCAGAUGCGCAACUCCGACAGUUUCCGAUCCUUGGAGGAGAGGGUCGGAUCAGCCUACGAGAAUGUCAAGACGAAAGUCGUGCCUUCAAGAUCCAACUCGACGCAAAGCUUCGACGAGGCCCUUCGGGAGUCCGAGGCGAUGAGGCGUACGUCCGCGGCUCCGACGGCCACCAGCCCGACCAUUCCCGAGGACAAGCUGCUCUCUUAGAGCCCAUCGCAUCCUGCGAAAUAUACGCGCGCCUCGUCCAUCGCGUGUUAAUUGCU
Molecule: messenger RNA, 1886 nt
Organism: Harpegnathos saltator (Jerdon's jumping ant)
Lineage: Eukaryota; Metazoa; Arthropoda; Insecta; Hymenoptera; Formicidae
Exons: 6
Coding region: 691-1830 (379 amino acids)
Cellular component (GO): cytoplasm
Source: RefSeq, a predicted model, not a curated record